GGGCGCAGGAGGCAGUAUCGAGUUAACGUUACCAGUAUGAUCGUGUUCAUAGAUCGCCAACUUGCAUAUAGAAUCUGAAUUUCGGAAACUGCAGUUCCUUGAUCUGAACUUUAAAACUACUGAGCGAGGUAGGAUUGGAGAAAGAAGAAGCGAUGCCUCCCAAGAACAACGCUACCUCUUCCUUCUCUGUUUCUGUGCUCUUCAUAGCAUUCGUCGUCCUUUGCAUUCUUUCUCUGAUCCUCUUCUUCUUCAGCACAUCAAACCAUUCAGAAUCUUCCGUUUCUUCACUUUCUUACGUGAACAUGCUUCAAUCUACCGCUGGUUUCAUCAACGUCUACGUCGCAGACCUACCCAGAUCCCUGAACUAUGGCCUUCUCGACAAAUAUUGGGCCUUCGAUGCUGAUUCUAGGCUUGGCAGCGACGCAGACCAGGAGAUUCGGUCGAACAAUUUGGCAAAAGGCCGCAAAUUUCCACCGUAUCCGGAGAACCCGUUGAUAAAGCAGUACAGUGCGGAGUAUUGGAUCACAGGGGAUUUGAUGACUCCUCAGGAACAACGAACUCGGUCGUUUGCAAGACGGGUCUUUGAUGUCAGAGAGGCCGAUGUGAUUUUUGUGCCGUUCUUCUCGACGCUGAGUGCAGAAAUGCAGCUGGGUAUGGCGAAAGGGCAGUUCAGGAAGAAAGUUGGAAAUGAGGAUUACCGGAGGCAGAAGGAGGUGAUCGAGUUUCUUAAGAAUACAGAAGCCUGGAAUCGGUCUGGUGGGCGAGAUCACGUCUUUGUUCUCACUGACCCAGUUGCAAUGUGGCACGUCAAAGAUGAGAUUGCCCCUGCUGUUCUUCUUGUGGUAGAUUUUGGUGGUUGGUACAGGCAUGACUCCAAAUCAUCAAACUGUAGCUUACCUGAUGCAGUUCCACACACCCAAGUUUCAUUAAUUAAAGAUGUGAUUGUUCCAUACACCCAUCUACUUCCCAGGUUGCCCUUGUCUGAAAACCAGGAGCGCCACAAUCUUCUGUAUUUCAAAGGGGCUAAACAUAGGCACCGGGGAGGCCUAGUUAGAGAGAAGCUAUGGGAUCUAUUGGUUAAUGAGCCAGGUGUUAUAAUGGAGGUUGGUUUUCCAAAUGCCACUGGGCGAGACCAAUCAAUAAGAGGGAUGAGGACAUCAGAGUUUUGCCUGCACCCUGCUGGGGACACACCCACUUCAUGCCGGCUAUUUGACGCCAUACAAAGUCUCUGUAUACCAGUCAUUAUCAGUGACAACAUUGAGCUCCCAUUUGAAGGGAUGGUGGAUUAUUCAAAAUUUUCUGUUUUUGUGGCAGUCAAUGAUGCACUGAGACCUAGCUGGCUUGUCGAUCAUCUAAAAAAAUUUUCUGAAGGGCAGAAAGGAAGUUUCCGUCAAAAUAUGGCUCGAGUACAACCCAUGUUUGACUAUGAUAAUGGUCAUCCAGAUGGGAUUGGACCAAUACCCCUAGAUGGUGCUGUGAAUCGUAUAUGGAGAAAAGUUCACCAGAAGUUACCAAUGAUUAGAGAAGCCAUUGUUCGAGAAAGACGAAAACCACCUGGUGUUUCAGCUCUCCGCCGCUGCCAUUGCACUUGAACUGAGUUGGUCAUCUAUCCAAAUCCUCAAUAUUUAUAGAAGUGGAUGCAUAUAGUGCAUCCAGAGAAAAAUAGCGAAAAAAUGUGAUGGAUGUGAAGAUAAGAUGUGGGUCUUACACUGAUUACAUUUUUGGUGUAAUACUAUCCCCGAACAUAAGUAACGUGAUAGUUGAGGAUCAGAUUUGGUUAUGUUUCUCUACUGACAGGCUUCUGGUCCUUCAGAUUUGUCGGGAACAUCAUGAGAUACUUGGGAAAAUGGUAUAGCAACAACUUGUUGGCUAAAAUAUGCUAUUGUCUUAAAGAGGCCAUUAUUCGUGAGGAGAGAAUAUUA
This is a messenger RNA of Prosopis cineraria, 1922 nucleotides long. RefSeq names its product probable arabinosyltransferase ARAD2. NCBI's taxonomy places the organism in Eukaryota, Viridiplantae, Streptophyta, Magnoliopsida, Fabales, Fabaceae. Gene Ontology annotation, molecular function: glycosyltransferase activity. The transcript has 3 exons. The record is from RefSeq and is a predicted model, not a curated record. The coding region runs from base 153 to 1592 and encodes 479 amino acids.